AUGCGACCUUUCGCCCUCCGAAGCUCUCUCCGCGCUAUCCCAAGAACCCCCCGAACAACCCCCAUCGCCUCCCCAGCCUUAUCCACCGCCCUACUCGUCCGCCCCUUCUCCUCCACCCUCCCCACUCUCAAAAAGAACAAACACGGCCAAGGCGCCAAAUCGCCCAAACAAAAGAUCAGAGUGACGGAAGAUGACGAAGCCGGUGCGGCCGAUGCGGAGGGAGCUGGGGAGGUGGUGAUCGAGGAGGUGGUGCAAAAGGCUAGGGGGAAGAUGGAGAAGGCGGUUCAUUGGGCGAAGGCUGUUGUGUUUGAAGGUGUCGAGAGGGGAAGGGGAAGGGUGACUCCUGCUAUUCUGGAUUCGGUUCGAGUGACGAUUCCCGAUACGCCUGGAACUGUCCAUCUCAAUUCGUUGGCGUCUGUCACGGUCAAGGGAAACACCUUGUUUGUCGAGGUCUGGGAUAGUGCUUCGUUGAAGCAGGUAGAAUCUGCUAUUCACGGUGCCAACCUUCCCGGUAUCUCUCCACAAAGAAUGGGCGGCACGACGCUCAAAAUUCCCGUCGCUCGACCAACAGUCGAACAACGCACCGAAAUCCUCCGCCAACUGUCACAAACGACCGAAACCGCCAAAACGCAGAUCCGUACCGCCCGUACCGACGGCUUCAAGGCUCUCGGCGGGCGAAAGGCGAAUGGGACGGAUGCAGUGCAGAAGCUGGUGGAUGAGAUGUGCAAGGAGCUGGACGAGCAGAUGGUGUUGGCGAAGAAGGAGUUUGAGAAGGCGUAG
Molecule: messenger RNA, 780 nt
Organism: Cryptococcus wingfieldii CBS 7118
Lineage: Eukaryota; Fungi; Basidiomycota; Tremellomycetes; Tremellales; Cryptococcaceae
Product: ribosome recycling factor
Exons: 4
Coding region: 1-780 (259 amino acids)
Biological process (GO): translation
Cellular component (GO): mitochondrion
Molecular function (GO): ribosomal large subunit binding
Source: RefSeq, a predicted model, not a curated record